AUGUCUGCUGUUCCCGCCCCCGUGGAGAAGGCUGCCGAGACUGUCUCCAGCACAGUCUCCAACGCCGUCAACGAUGUUGCCGAAACUUUGAGCAAUACCAACCUCAACAGUAACAAGGCCGCCGCCAACGAGGCUGCCUCGGCCAGUGCUGCCGAAGGCCGUCGUCUGUACAUUGGCAACCUGGCCUACGCGACAACUGAGGAGGAGUUGAAGGGCUUCUUCAAGAGCUACCUUGUCGAGUCCGUUUCCAUCCCCAAGAACCCGCGUACCGAUCGCCCUGUCGGUUACGCCUUCGUCGACCUCUCGACCCCUACGGAGGCCGAGCGCGCCAUCGAAGAGCUAUCCGGAAAGGAGAUCUUGGAACGCAAGGUCUCCGUCCAGCUGGCUCGCAAGCCCGAGGCCGCUGCCGACAAGGCUGCUGAAGCUCCCGAGGCCGCUGGUGGCGAGGGCACUCGCCGCCGUGCCUCCGGCCGUGGACGUGGCCGUGGACGCAACGGCCGUGGCGGCCGCAGCGCCCGCGCUGAGGGCGAAGAGAAGAAGGAUGAGACCGCUGAAGGCGCCGCUGCCGCUGGUCCCACCGGUGUUGUAGCCACCGAUGCUCCCCCCGCUGCUACCAACGAGGUUCCACAACCUUUGGCCGAUAUCACCAACGCAAUGAACAAUACUGACACAUCCUCCAAGGCGGCCGCAAACGCCCAGCAGCGCCAGCGCCGUGAGCGUGGCCCUCCUGCUGACGGUGUUCCCUCCAAGACCAAGGUCAUGCUCAUCAAUCUGUUCAAGGACUACCAGCCCACUUCCGCCAAGAUUGCCCUGCGCCCCAUCCCUCGCUUCAUGAUCAAGAAGCUUCAGGCCCGUGGCGAAGCGCGCAAGGGACGUGGUUUCGGCUUCGUCACCCUGGCUUCUGAGGAGCUCCAGCAGAAGGCUGUCGCUGAAAUGAACGCCAAAGACAUUGAGGGUCGCGAGAUCGCUGUCAAGGUGGCCAUUGACUCCCCUGAUAAGACUGACGAGGAGGCCAACACCCCGGCGGACGAGACUACCAAGCAAGAGAACACCAAGCCCGCCGAGCAAAAGGAUGCGGCUGCUGUCCCCGCCGCCGUCGCCGCUCCUACCGUUGUGUAG
Molecule: messenger RNA, 1119 nt
Organism: Emericellopsis cladophorae
Lineage: Eukaryota; Fungi; Ascomycota; Sordariomycetes; Hypocreales; Bionectriaceae
Product: Single-stranded TG1-3 DNA-binding protein-like protein
Exons: 4
Coding region: 1-1119 (372 amino acids)
Molecular function (GO): RNA binding
Source: RefSeq, a predicted model, not a curated record